Messenger RNA from Camelina sativa (false flax), 648 nucleotides. Its product is annotated as 2-oxoadipate dioxygenase/decarboxylase, chloroplastic. The record is from RefSeq and is a predicted model, not a curated record. NCBI's taxonomy places the organism in Eukaryota, Viridiplantae, Streptophyta, Magnoliopsida, Brassicales, Brassicaceae.
UUCGCUAGGAAUCAUAUCCCAUGAGGCCAUGACCCAUCGGCAUUAUAAUGUGUACGAAUAAAUUUCGAUAAGAAGAAGUAAAAAUAAUCAAGCAAAGCUGUGUUUCUCACACAGAGCUCAAGGAUCUUCUCGCAAUGGGUUCUCUUGACUUGCCUUCCGCUUCAUCCUUCAAGGGUGGAAGUGAAACAUUUCUCCAGGAUGUGUUGGAAAGUAUACUGAAAACGUAUUUGAGGAAGAACCCGAUAGCAAAGACGAUAUGGGAACUAGUAAAAUCGGUGGACAACGAAAAGAUUUCUUACGACCACUUCUUUUUCAGGACAUUUAAGGUCGAUGGUUAUGGAAUAGAUUCCUUGUCGAGUUUUUUCAUGGAUUAUGGAUAUAAAGUUGGAGGCAGACUUGAUUUUCCAAAGAAAAAAGUACAUGUUCUCUGGCUUUCUCCUCCGGAUGUUAACGUCGUCGAUAAUGGUUACGGUAUAGGCAAUGGUCCUCUGCCACGACUUGUUAUAGCUGAGCUGCUCGUGGAUGAACUAAGCCGUGAAUCGCAGGUCUAAAUGAUCUCAAACAUAUAUUGUAUAACGUUGUUAUAUCACUAUAAAUUAAUAUCACUAUAAAUUAACAAAAUAUUUUGGUCCCAACAUUAUUAAUUUA